AAUAUCUAGUUACCGUACGACUAGAUACUAGUAUAAGUGGUGAUCGCUGAUCACAGAUUAUGAGAAACAUUUCUGAAGUGAAAAAAGAAAAAAAGAAGAUAGAUAAUCUUAAGAUUAAUGAUGAAGCCACGAGCACCAUCUUCUUGGAAAGGCUUGUUGUUAUUCUUGGUGGUUGUUUUGUUUUCAUGCAACCAAUCCAUUAAUGCCCAGACUAACGCCACUGCCACCACCCAUCCUUCCGAAGUAAGGGCAUUGAAUUCAAUCUUCCAACAAUGGGAUGUACAAGCAGUGGAUUCAUGGAACACCACAGGAGACCCAUGCAGUGGAUCUGCUCUCAGCCAAGUUGAUUCUGUGUUUGAGGCUGCUUCUAAUAACCCUGCGAUCAGAUGUGAUUGUUCUUUCAACGCUAGUACUGUUUGCCACAUUACUCGGCUGAAGAUAGAUGGUCUAGAUAAACGAGGAGAAUUACCAGAGGAGCUUUUGGAUUUGCCUUAUCUGACAUUCCUGAGGAUUGAUCGAAACUUCUUCUCUGGUCCUUUGCCAGCAUUUAUUGGAAAUAUGUCUAGACUAGGGACACUGUCAGUUGCCCACAACUUUUUCUAUGGAUCCAUUCCACGGGAGCUUGGAAACCUUAAGGAAUUAUGUUUACUGUCUGUUGGUAAUAACAACUUCUCUGGAACAUUGCCUCCAGAACUUGGUAGUUUAGUCAAACUUCAGCAAAUAUACAUUAACAGUUGUGGAUUAGGUGGUGAGAUUCCCUCAACAUUUGCCAACCUUGAAAACCUGGAAAUUGUGUGGGCAUCUGAUACUGCAUUCACAGGCAAAAUACCGGACUUUAUUGGCAAUAACUGGACGAAGCUUACAUCAUUGAGAAUUGGAGGGAACUCUUUUCAAGGACCAAUACCAUCCAGUUUUGCGAAUUUAACCUCAUUGACUUGUUUGAGAAUUGGCCGUAUAUACAAUGGGAGUUCUUCUCUUAACUUUGUAAGAAAUCUAAAGAACCUGACUGACUUGGUUCUAAGAAAUGUGUUGCUUACGGGUACUUUACCAUCUUAUAUCACGGAAUUACAAUCUUUACAAAAGCUAGAUUUGAGUUUUAACAACUUAACAGGCGAAAUUCCAAGAGCUUUGUUCACAAUGAAUUCUCUCCAAUACUUGUUUCUUGGAAAUAAUAGUCUAUCAGGUGCCAUUCCCAGCCAAAAGAGUGAAAGUCUUCGGACUAUAGAUUUAUCAUAUAAUUUUCUAUCAGGAAACUUGCCUUCUUGGGUAAACUCAGGCUUACAACUGAACCUUGUAGCCAACAACUUCACUCUUAACAGCACAAACAUAAGGCUUUUACCAGGAUUAGAAUGCCUUCAAAGGAGCUUCCCAUGCAAUAGAAAUGCUCCACGAUAUGCAAACUUCGCGAUCAAGUGUGGUGGACCACAGAUGACAUCUACUGGGAUACUAUUUGAGGCUGAGAAUAGCAAACUCGGGGCAGCAACAUUUAAUGUAACCAGCACACAGAAAUGGGCAGUCAGCAAUGCAGGCUUGUUUGCAGAUAGACAGGAUCCACUGUUUGUGCAGGACACUUCAGCACAAGUGAAAAGUACCAACACUCCGGAGCUGUAUCAGACUUCAAGGCUAUCCCCUGGAUCACUCAGAUACUAUGGCCUAGGCCUUCAGAAUGGACCCUAUACUGUAAGAUUGUUCUUUGCGGAAACAGGUUUCCCAGACCGAACCACACAGUCUUGGAAGAGUCUAGCAAGGCGAGUUUUUGAUGUUUAUAUUCAGGGAACUCGGCGAUUGAGGGAUUUUGAUAUAUCGAAGGCAGCAGGUGGUGUUGAGAGAGCAAUAAUUACGAAUUUUACUGCUAAUGUAACUGAGAACCAUCUUGAAAUUCACCUGUUUUGGGCUGGUAAGGGGACUUGCUGCGUACCAACACAAGGUUAUUACGGUCCAUCCAUUUCGGCUAUUACUGUUGUUCCAAAUUUUAAACCAAAUGUCAGUGGGAUACCACCGGGCAUUCCUGAAGAGAAGAACCACGUAGCAUUAAUUGUUGGUGUUACAGUUCCUAUUGUGGCAUUGGCUUUCAUUCUUGUAUUUGUAAUUAUUUAUGCGAAGAGUCAAAGAGAUGAUGAUGAUGAGGAAUUGCUUCUUGGCAUCAACCCUAGACCAAACACAUACAGUUAUUCAGAGUUAAAAGCUGCCACUGAAAACUUCAGUUCUUCAAAUAAGUUAGGAGAAGGGGGGUUCGGACCUGUAUACAAGGGUACACUUUCUGAUGGGACAGUUGUAGCUGUGAAACGACUUUCUGUAGCAUCAAACCAGGGGAAAGAACAAUUUGUUACUGAGAUAGCUACCAUAACAGCCGUGCAACAUCGUAAUCUUGUCAAACUAUUAGGGUGUUGCAUUGCGGGAAAACGACGCCUCCUUGUUUACGAGUAUCUUGAGAACAAAAGCCUUGAUCAGGCACUCUUUGGAAAAAUUGACUUGCGUCUUGAUUGGCCAACCCGCUUCAAUAUCUGCUUAUCAACUGCAAGAGGACUAGCUUAUCUUCACGAGGAGUCUAGGCCAAGGUUUGUUCAUAGGGAUGUCAAGGCAAGCAAUAUUUUGCUUGAUGCAGAGCUCUGCCCAAAGAUAUCUGAUUUUGGGUUGGCAAAACUUUAUGAUGACAAGAAAACACAUGUCACCACUCGCGCUGCCGGAACAAUUGGUUACUUGGCACCGGAGUAUGCAAUGCGCGGGCAUCUUACAGAGAAAGCUGAUGUUUUCGGCUUUGGGAUUGUUGCUUUUGAGAUUUUAAGUGGUAGACCAAACGCUGAUAACACCUUAGAAAAUGACAAAAUUUAUCUUCUUGAAUGGGCCUGGACCCUGCAUGAAAAUAACCAACUCUUGAACUUGGUUGAUCCAACAUUACUGGAGUUCAACGAAGACGAAGCUCUCAGGGUGAUAGGGGUGGCAUUUUUAUGCACUCAGGGAUCGCCAUUAAUGCGGCCGCCCAUGUCCCGUGUUGUUGGUAUGCUCGCAGGAGAUUUCGAAGUGAGCAAAGUUGCAACAAAACCAAGUUACAUAACUGACUGGGCGUAUAAGGAUAUAACACGCAGCUUCAUGAAGGAAGAAUCACAAACAUCCAAUGCAUCGGAUCAUAGCAGCAAUAACGUCAAGAGUAACAACAAGACUACUGUAGGGACAGAUGAUCAACCAAGACACUCUCCAGUCAAUAUUACUGAAUUCCAUGAGAUAAUUGGAGAAGGAAGGUGAGAAUUGUUCGUUCCAUGCCUGCAACAAUACCAUAUCAUACUAUCUUUAAAUAAAACAUAGACUUUAUGUAGUGUUAGAAACUAUCAUUUCUAUAUAAAGCGAGUUGUGUUGUAAUAUAUUUAUAACAAUAUUAUGAAAAUCAAGACAAACAAAGACUUGUGGUCGUUGGGAAUGCUUUGCGAAGCUUUAAAAAAUAGCAGAUCUAGUGAGACACAGUUUGCUUAUAAUGUCUAUAGUUUCUGUCGUUUUAUCUUUAUA
Messenger RNA from Gossypium raimondii (Peruvian cotton), 3501 nucleotides. Its product is annotated as probable LRR receptor-like serine/threonine-protein kinase At1g56140. The transcript is spliced from 24 exons. The record is from RefSeq and is a predicted model, not a curated record. Gene Ontology annotation, molecular function: ATP binding; protein binding; protein kinase activity. Bases 118 to 3243 code for a protein of 1041 amino acids. Gene Ontology annotation, biological process: protein phosphorylation. NCBI's taxonomy places the organism in Eukaryota, Viridiplantae, Streptophyta, Magnoliopsida, Malvales, Malvaceae.